UCAGGCACGUUUAAGGGCACCCGUAUGUGGACUUUGGGGUCCUGGGGACUUUGUUGUCUGAAUGGGAGCUAAGUGAGAUCGUUUGUUGAUGGAAUUUAUUUUACAUCGGCCUUUUUUCAUUUAACCAAAUUUACUUAUGGUAUCCCUUUAAAGCUUUUGCUCAAACCGAUGUGUUGUGAUUCUCUUUGAAGGCGACAGAGGAGCUACCAUCGAAGGGAGAGGUCCUCGUGCCUGGACUUCUAUUUUGGGGUUAGAGACAUGGAGCUGGCAUAUGUUUGUGAGUGGGAGAGGCGCCCAAAGAGCACCCACUGUCCCUCCAUCCCUCUUGUGUGCUCAUGGUCCUGCAGAAAUCUAGUGGCCUUCACCACGGACCUGAAAAAUGAUGACGACAACGACAGAGCAGAUGUCAGUCACAUGAUCCACAUAAUGGACACAGAGCAUCCCUGGGAUGUGUACUCCAUCAAUUCUGGACAUGCUGAGGUCAUUUCCUGUCUAGAGUGGGACCAAUCAGGGUCCAGGUUGCUGUCCGCAGACGGCGACGGCCACAUCAAGUGUUGGUCGAUGUCUGAGCACCUGGUCAACAGUUGGGAAAGUGCUCUGUCCAGUUCUCUCGAAGGAGAUCCCAUUGUGGCGCUGAGUUGGCUACACAACGGAGUCAAACUGGCUCUACACGUGGAGAUGUCAGGUUCCACAAACUUUGGUGAGAAGUUCUCCCGGGUCAAGUUCUCCCCGUCGCUGACUCUUUUUGGUGGGAAGCCAAUGGAAGGCUGGCUGGCGGUGACAGUGAGCGGCUUGGUCACAGUGUCGCUCCUGAAGCCAGGGGGCGCUCUACUGACAGCCAGUGAAAGCCUGUGUCGGCUGCGAGGACGUGUGGCACUCGCAGACAUCGCCUUUACCGGCGGUGGGAACAUUGUGGUGGCUGCAACCGAUGGCAGCAGCUCAUCUCCGGUCCAGUUCUACAAGGUGGUGGUAAGUGUAGUGAGCGAAAAGUGCCGUAUCGACACAGAACUCUUACCCUCCUUAUUCCUGCGCUGCACCACUGACCCGCUGAGGAGGGACAAGUACCCGGCCGUCACGCAUCUCAAGUUCCUGACCAGAGAGAACUCAGAGCAGGUUCUGCUAUGUGCAUCAAAUCAGAAUGGAAGUAUUGUCGAAUGUUGGUCUUUAAGGAAGGAAGGGCUACCGGUGAACAAUAUCUUUCAGCAUCGAUCACCUGUCGUCGGUGAAAAGCAGCCCACUAUUUUGAAGUGGCGUAUCCUUACGACUACCAACGACCUGGAGCGAGUGUCUGCCAUAGCUCUUCCCAAACUGCCAAUUUCCAUCUCCAACACUGACCUGAAGGUGGCAUCAGACACCAAGUUUUGCCCUGGACUUGGUCUGGCUCUGGCCUUCCAUGAUGGCACCAUCCAAAUCCUCCACCGCCUGUCCCUUCACACCAUGGGCGUUUUCUACGGCUCUGCAUCCACCUCUGGACCAGGCCAACGCUCUGGGGACGAUUUGGCCAUCAAGCGACAAAGAACUGGAGCUCCCGGUCUACAUUUCAAGGCCCUGCAGUUCUCUUGGACGUCCCUGGCCCUGGCUGGUGUGGACAAUCAGGGCAAGUUACACAUGCUGAGAGUGUCACCCUCUAUGGGUCAAGUGCUGGAGAUGAACACGACGUUGCGCCACCUGCUGUUCCUACUGGAGUACUGCAUGGUGACAGGCUACGAUUGGUGGGACGUCCUUCUGCAUGUGCAGCCUACUAUGGUCCACAACCUGGUGGACAAACUCCAUGAGGAGUACAUGAGGCAGAACCAUGCCCUGCAGCAGGUUUUGGCCACACGGAUUGUGGCGGUCAAGGCGUCUCUGUGUAAAUUGUCAACGGCCACUGCAGCACGAGCCUGCGACUUCCACGCCAAACUGUUACUGAUCGCCAUCAGCUCCACUCUAAAAUCUUUACUGAGACCUCACGUCCUUAAUACCCCCGAUAAAAGUCCAGGUGACCGCCUGACUGAGAUAUGUGCCAAGAACAUGGACACAGAUAUUGACAAGGUGAUGAUCAACCUGAAGACGGAGGAGUUUGUGUUAGAUGGUCCACCGCUGCAGUCUCUGCAGCAGCUCAUCCAGUGGGUGGGUGAAUUUGUCCUAUACCUGCUGGCCAAUCUACCAAACCAGGGGUCUAUGGUGCGUCCCGGUUUUGGCUUCAUGCGAGACGGAGCGUCUUUGGGAAUGUUACGGGAGAUGCUGGUGAUGAUCCGGAUAUGGGGUCUGCUGAAACCUGGCUGCCUUCCCACCUUCACGGCCACAUCUGACAGCCAGGACAGCUUACAGCUGCUCUUCCGCUUGCUCACCAAGCUGUGGCUGUGCUCCCGGGAUGAUACCCUUCCUCAGGACCCGGAUGAGAGUCUGAUAGAUGAAUGCUGCUUGCUGCCCAGCCAGCUGUUGGUUCCCAGUAUGGACUGGCUGCCCGUUAAUGACGGCAUCAUAGUUAAGCUGCAGGGCAAACAGCCAAUCAGGUUGCAGUUUGGAAAAACCUCGUCACUUGCAUCACUUGAUGCAAGCAGGAGCAACAACUGUCAGAGGACAGACAACCUGCGAUGUGUCCACAUGGGUGUGUGUCCCACAGAGGACAGUAAGGCCUGCACCAGGUGCGGCUGCGUUACGAUGCUUCGCUCACCCAACAAAAGCAACGCCAUGAAGCAGUGGGAGCAGCGCUGGAUCAAAAACUGUUUGUGUGGCGGUUUGUGGAGGCGCAUCCCUCCCAUGCACACUUGAUCGCAUUUCCAGUGACAGAGCACAAUUCCUAAUGAAUAUCAGGACAAGCAUGUUCAGUGUGGACUUUUCUCAGUCUGGUCUGUCAAUAACAACAACAUACGCAUCUCAUUGAUACUUUUACUUCUUGAUGUGUUUUAUUGUCAGUUUGUAAAAAAUACGUUAUUAAAAAAUGAACCAAACAAAAAAGAAGCAACAGUCACUUGGUG
Messenger RNA from Doryrhamphus excisus (bluestripe pipefish), 2960 nucleotides. RefSeq names its product mediator complex subunit 16 (gene med16). Gene Ontology annotation, cellular component: mediator complex. The record is from RefSeq and is a predicted model, not a curated record. NCBI's taxonomy places the organism in Eukaryota, Metazoa, Chordata, Actinopteri, Syngnathiformes, Syngnathidae. Gene Ontology annotation, molecular function: protein binding. Gene Ontology annotation, biological process: positive regulation of DNA-templated transcription.